Messenger RNA from Porites lobata, 30473 nucleotides. The record is from the annotation of a GenBank genome assembly. NCBI's taxonomy places the organism in Eukaryota, Metazoa, Cnidaria, Anthozoa, Scleractinia, Poritidae.
GGGUAACAUUCUGUGGGUAAAAUGGCGGCUUCACGGACGUUUUGAGCAAAAGCGAUGAGAGUCCUUUUGACAGCGAUGUGAAUGGCCACAAGGCAGCGUUUUGCUGCCAACGAUUUCUGACAGUUAUGACCGUUGAACACCCCUCAUCGGCUAAAAAGGUAAUAGUUUCAUUGACAUGACUUUUUUUACAAAGUCGUGGUAAAAGUUAAACAGCUUAAGCUUAAGGUUGAGUAAGCUCGUAAGUCAUUUUAGUUAAGUCAUUUAAAGUUGAGUUUACUAUAUAAUGACAUAUAGAACACUAAACCUACAUAAUUUUGUCUCCCUAGAGAAGGGAGCUUUUUCCUCUCACAUUUUUCUUCCAUCAGUAUUUAUAAAACCAAUAUGAAUGAUUACGAUCGAUAAGAAAGCAACGUGUUCGGGUAGGUUUUUUACCUUAAACAAAAUUUGCACGUUUUACUACGUCUGUACCGGUAAUCUUAGUGUCUGAUGAUAAUCAGAAUCCAGCGAAUGAUCUUUUUCUGGCUGUCAUUGUAGUCAUACUCUGCAGUUCUUUGUGCUUAGUGUAGACUCUGUCAAACUCGUAUAAGGAAGUAUGAACUCAUGGUAUAACUGGCUUCAUUCAAAGAUUUGAGGUCUGUUUGGCCCUUUUCCUCGCGCCAAGCGAAUACCUGGGAAAAGAGGCCUCUGAUAGCAGGGAAUGUUGCCUGAUAUUAAGAAUUAGUGUUUAAAAGUUAGUCUCAGGAGUUGGAAACAACUGUCUCAGCAAAAAAAAUUUCUAACAAUAUGUACCCUGCGAGCAGAGGUUUUUUGCAGAAUGGCUUUUAGCAUUCACAAAGUAGUUUGCAUCACUAUACUUUGCGUAGUUGGUUUGUUUACGCCACCGAGAGAAAACUCUGCAGCGAGCCAUCUGUGGUUUCUGUUGAGUAGGUGCCAUGCCAGGAAGAAACCUCUGCUCACAGAGUAAGCGACAUGUUUUUUAAGAGCAUUAUCUAGUACAAACGAUAGAAAAAGCACAUGACAUGAAAAGCAAAGAAAAAUCCUAGAUUGUCUCAAAAGCAUGUCAAAAAUUGAUCCAAAAACAGAAAUUCUGCAUCCUAGAUAUUUGGAAGAACGCCAUCGUGUCAAUUAUUCAAGAUUGAGAUUAUCUAAGCCUUAAUCUUUCUGCCAAUUCCUAAUGAAUGAAUGUUUUAUAUUUUUUCGCAUUCAACUUUAGAAAAACACCCAUCCUAGUCAUGGGCAUUUUUUUAACAAGUUUGCGUUUUUCAAUGUUAGUCCGCCUUUUCAGCACCAUGCUGAAUUACCGGUACAUCUUGGGCAGACCAUGAUCCUGUACUAGGCAACAAGAAUAGCUCAUGUGCAGCUUGUUUUUCUUUCUUUUCACCAACCAUGUCAGCCAAGAUAUUGCACAUUUUCAAUUUAUGGAAUGGAGGCCUUUUGCAAUGGUUGGUCACGUGUUCAACUUUCUGUAAACACAAAAACAAUUCUUUCUGUAAAUUUCAGCCAUAUACCAUAUCUCAAGAAUAAUGAUUGCAACUGCCGCCAAAAAUUGAAAGGAUGUUUUUGGGAAAAAUAACUCUUGCUAGCCAGUCACGCCUCAGUGGUUUUCCAUACAAAUCCUUGAAAAAAUUUUUAACUGUCGUUGAAUCUUUCUUGUGCACAUCAUGGGCUCAGAUUGUCCUUAAGAAAAUUUGAGCCCUGUUAUGCUUAAGGAAAAGAUUUUAGGACUGCUUGAAAAUUUAAAAAAUAGUUACAAUGUGCAGAUUUUGUAGAUGUCAUUAAAUUUUACUCUGUGGCAUUUCUAUGCACAUUCAAUCAAAAGAUACUCUAAUCUUGAAUGCACUCUUUAAUCUAUGAGUACUGCUACAGUAGACUCCAAUAACUUGAACUUCCCGCUAACUCGAACUAAGUCCAUUUUUCCUUGGAUUUCACCCCACUUUUCAGUCAUUUUUUCUCAGAUAACCCAAGCUCGGAUAACUCGAAUUCCCUAACUCAAACUAAAUUUACUUUCCCUUUAUCAAAAAGUCACUGAAAAUUACCCUGAUAACUUGAAUUCUGGUUCUUGAAACUCUAAAAGGAUUCCAUUCCUUUAGCUCUUUUUGUAUGUAUAAUCAUUAAAAACACUAAUCUAACACUGGUUAACACUUACAGCAAUUUGAUUUUGAUUGGUGCAACGAACAGAUCACGUUUUGUCAAAAAAAAAAAAAACUUAAUCAUGUUACCAUUUCUGAUAAAAUAACUAGCACCGCACAGGGUUGUCACUAAGAUUUCAAGUUGCCGGGUAAAUACAACAAGUAGGCGGGGAAUCAAACGGCUAGGGAUUUCUUUGGUUCUAUUUUUCUUCUAUUUUCCAAUAAAAGUAGCCGGGGGCCACUCUAUUAGUAGCCGGGGAAAAUCCCCGGCCCCCAGCUCUUAAUGACAACCCUGACCGCAGUAGCACUAUACGCUGCCAGAAGUGCAGAAAAAUCAGUGAGUAUCAAUUUUCAAAACUAAAAAUUGAAUUUUGCAAGCAACCCUGAUAACUCGAAUCCUUGCUAACUCAAAUUGUUUUUCGUUUCCCUUCAAAAUUACUGGGGUUCUGCUGUAGUUACAGUGAACAUGUAGAUAAUGGCUAUUUGCCUGUCAUGCAGGUUAUUGUUAAUACUGAGGUGGUGAGUCAACUUCAAGAAGCUACAGGUGCAUCAUAUGAGGAGGCUAACCAAGCUUAUAUUGUAAGUUGUUUAUAACAAGCUCAGAGGUGCCAACCUCUUCAGACCUGUAAUCUGCAGAUUUUUCUUUUAACACUACUCCCCUGGUCUCUCUUAAACAGUUAAAUCCAUCAACAAUAAAUGAGCUUGAGGAAUGGUGCCUGAUAAAGAAAGGUGGAGCCACUGGAAAAACUAAGCCGAAUGCUUAGCAUGUCCAUGACAACCCUGUGAGUGGCUACCACCAGGCACUGUCACACUGAAAUGAACAGUGGAACACAUACAUGCCAAAAGGGAUGGGUGGCCCAGGGGUUAAAUCAGCGAGAACUGCCUAGAAGUGAGAAACAAAAUGCUGAAUUAUUAUAGCAUUUAGCCACAUGUAACUCUUUGUUCCCCCAAUACUCACAUGCUGCUGUUGCCAUGUCACUUAUGAUAGGUAAUCAUGCAUAGAGGUUAAAAAUAAGUGCCGCAUGAAAAUACUGAUGCAGUGACUCUAGGCCAUGCUCUUAGAAAAACUAAAGGGAGCCCUGUGAAAUACAGAAUGCCCAGCACAGGGUUUCUCCAAAAAAAAAGAAUCCUAGUUGUUUAAGAGCAAAUCUAAGACACCAAAGGACACCGGUUGCUGUUAAAGCACAGCCAUGAGAGGGUUAUUAACCCUUUAAACCCUAAUAUCAAAAUUGAGAUUCUCAUUUACUGUCCCUAUACUUUUUCAAUAGAAGUAAUGGGGAGAAUUUGUUGAAUUAUCAAUUUGACUCGUCUUCCUUGAUCAUGCAUUCAAUUCUCAUGACCACUCUGUUUUCUAAAGCAUUGAUAUAAUAAGGAGAAAUUUCAUGCUGAUCACUCUUAGGGCUUAAAGGCUUAAGCACGAUGAAAACUUAGAAUGACAGAACUAACCUCUCCUGAUGCCCUUUAUGGAUAUGGCACACUUUAUAUUGUCAAGCGUUCUUUUCUUUUAAGAGGUAAUCUCAGUUAAAGCAUCUGUGUCAAGUUUUUUUUGUAUGUCUAAUCAAUAUUUAAUUCUUGUAGGCUAGCAACCACAACUUUGAUGAGGCCUUUGGUUUGUUGACUGAUCGUCAAAACCAUAAUGGUUCAUAUAAGGUGUGUUCAGUAGACUACUUUUUUAUUGAUUGCAUUUUGUUGUUGGUUCUCUUCUGUGCUCUGAGAGGUACACUUUAUUUGGUUUGUAUAUGUAAUCAAAUGGUGAGUGGUGAAAUUAGGAAAUAAUUUCAAACAUGUCUUGUCUAAAUCCUAAUGACAAAUUGCAAGUAAAAUUAUUCCUUAAUUUCACGAGCAUACCUUUUGAUUACCUAUUAAAAUAUCAUGGGUGACAAAUUACGCGCGCGAGUGUAAGUUUUUGACAUUGUUCAUCAAAUUGAUUAUUGAUUGAGAACUCCAUGAAAUGAACACCUUAGAGCUUAAGACAGUAUCCAAUAGGAAAUUGAGUAAUUUUAAUUUUCAGUGGACAAAAACCUUGUACCAGAAUAAUUUAAACAAUAUCGCAUUCUUUUUUACAUUUUCAGGGGCUAUUUAUUUAAUUAGUUAUCUUUGAUAACACCAAAGAAAAUUUGUUAUUACAGCCCAAGAAAAUAAAUGUCAAAUUUCACAAAAUGACAUCUUCCACAUGAAAUUUUCAGUCACACUAUUUUUGCAAUUUUUUCCUGUGUUUUCACAAUUCUUGUGAAAUUUGACCAGCCUAGUACCCAGGCCAGUUCAGGCUAUCCUAGUUACCAGAGGAGGCUGGAAACUGAGCGCGAUAGCGCGAGGCAGUGUCAGCAAAUUUUCCCGACAAGCUUGAUAGGUGAGGUCACAUCUGAAAUCGCCGAGGAUGACUGGCAACAAGACUAAAAUUUGACAUUUAUUUUCUUGGGCUCCCAAGAGAUAUAGUCUUUCAAUGGUGUUUCCACAGAUAACUAAUAAUAAUCUAUAGCCCUUGAAAAAUGUAAAAAAGAAUGUGAUAUUGUUUGAAUUAUUCUGGCACAUGGUUUUUGUCCACUGAAAAUUAAAACUACUCAAUUUGCUUAAUAAUGGAUUUCAUGUGACACUUUGGCUUAAGCUCAUAAUUUUCAGAAUUUUUGGACAAAAUUCCUGAUAGAAUCCUUCUUGAUAUGCUCUUUCAUGUGUUUAGGUUUUCUAAACCUUCGUUUAUUUAUUUAUUUAAUGCCGUUUCAUACAUAACAGUUUAAAACUUUGCCACCAUCUUUAUAGCACUGACACGCGGAAGGUUGCCAUGGCAAUUUUAUAGUGGCACAUGUGAAGUUAUAAAUUAAUGCUAAAAUUUCGCACGGAAAUUGUCACCCAUAAUAUUAAAUAGCAUUAUUUUCUUUAAUUAAGUAAUUAAUGCUAAAAUUUCGCACAAAAAUUGUCACCCAUGAUAUUAAAUAGCAUUAUUUUCUUUAUCUUUUGCAGGGUGAAGCUAACCAGACAGGUAUGUGUCGUGAUGGGUAAUAUUAAUUUUUCUUAUAGACUAUGCUUUGCUUCCAACACCAAUUUUCUCCUAAUGGCAUCAAUACUUAAUCAAGAGCAAAGUUUAUGAGAAUUAAUGACAUGAAGCUUUUCUGUUCAGGAACUCAAACAUUUAUAGGACCACAAAAUGCUCCUGGUAAAACAGAAGGUAAGUGUUAUAAUUUUCUACAUCUGUCAGAUCAGCAAAAGCAAAAUACUUCCAAUUUGGUCAAAUAAGAAGCAAUACAAAAAUGACAAACAAUGCAGUCUAAUAUGUAGUAUUUUUAAAACAAUACUUGAAAACAAAAGGCUGAACAAAAUUGGUUCUUAGACUAACACACAGUGUUUCAUCCAAAUGUUGAUUUUCAGCGGAUGUUAUUGAUCUGACAAAGGACAAGGAUGAUGACCUUGAGAAAGCUAUUGCUCUCAGUUUACAGGAGGCACAGGUACACCAACUUUGAGUGGGCAAUACUAGUGGAAAAAGCUGAAAUGUUGUCUUUCAUUUCAAAUCUCUACAUUGAGCCUUGUUUUGGCACAGAAAAAAAAGAAAAAGAAAUACUUAUUCAUCACUUUUUGUUAAAACUCAGGGCUGUCAAGAAGGUUUAAGGUAGCAGGCUAGUUAAGAAUAGUAGGCGGCUUUGGAACUUGGACCAAAGGUACAAGUUCUUGAGGGCCGAGGCAGAUAGGGACAUUUUGAAAUUUAGAGUCUGGCAAAUGGCAUUUUCAGUGGUUUUCAAGAGGUAUUUUCCACCGCAGACGCAGUGUUUUUUCAUUAGAAUACAUGCAAGACUAGGAACAAUGCCGUCAAAAUGUCCCAGGCGUUCCACGACAUGGCACGGUUCACACAUUUCACAGAGCUAAACCUUUUUAAAUAUGCAUUCAAUUUCAUUUGAUGGUACUUAUUUUUUGUUAGCAGUUAUAGUAGAAGGAGAUGAAAGUAGCCGUCUAAGGAUGCCUACAAUGUAACUAGCCAUUGGUUUUGGGCUACCAGCCCUUAUUGACAGCCCUGAAACUAGAGCAAUAAAAAUUAUACAGUUAUACCUCCGUGUGCUACCAGCUUUCAUAAGUGACUGCCUUAGUAAAAUGCCAAAAUUUCCUGGUCAAAGCAUUAUACUGGUAGUUGGAGCCUCUUGCAAAUGACCAGCUCUUUUGAGGGACUGCGACCGCGUCUGAUGGUGACAACACAUGUCCUGAUCUGUAUGUUGUUUGAAGGAUAUGCUUCUUAUUUGGGGGCUGUUCUUUUUAAUAUUUCUGUCCCUUAAUGUACCAGUGGGGCAGGGAGGGGGGGAACUUAGUGGCUCAUUGGAGGACACCUUUCUUUCCAGUAAAUAAGGAAGUCAUAUCACAAUCAAGGCUGCACUGUAAGGGGGACUUCCAGGAGCCUUAAAAUUCUGAGCUAUUAAUCAAAAUCCGAAGCACCUAGCAUGCAAGUUAUUGUGCUCAAAUACCCCAAAGGCAAAAGUAAGUCACCAGGAGCCUCUGAGUGUUGUUGUAGCAAAGCCUGGCUGCACAAUGAUGUACUGAUUGAUAAGUUGUAUUUAAUCUGUUGUAUCGAUAUGGUUCAUUUUCCAGGGAAUCACUGUGGAAGAACAGGAUAUUAGCAGGUAGGGUGAAAAUAGAAAAAUGAUACUGUAGGACAUUAUUUCCUCACUCUGAAAUUAGAAUAAUAACUUCCUCAUUUAGCUGGAAAAAAUGUAAGACCUUUUGCACUUUUCUAAGUCUUCCUCAACCUGUAAUAUUUUGUAGGGUUUUAUUUUCUGUGAAACCAAAUACAGUCAGAAGUCAGUUUAUUCAAAUUUAUUACUUUUGUUAUCAUGGUGAAACUGUGUGUGAUUUUUGUAAGGGUUUUGGAAGCAAGUUUAGCAGAAAACAAGUCAGGGCUGAAGCGAAAGAGAGGUGAUCCCUGGGUCAGGUUUGUGGAUCCUGUGAACCCGUAUGAGCGGCAAAGGCAGGAUGGGUGUCCUGUGGGCCUCAAGAAUGUUGGCAAUACUUGUUGGUUUAGCGCUGUCAUUCAGGUACAAUCACUAUUUACUAAUUUCUCUAAACUGGGGACAAUAUUUUUAUUAGUAUAAGUUAAUGGAGGUAAACAUAAUGAGGAAUGAUGAUGAGUAAAGAAAAUGAAAAUGGCAAUGAUAUAGAGAAAAGUGUGAUGUCUCGUUACCAUGGUAGCAAAAUUUCUGGAUCACAACAAUAAGGAGCUUAAAAAAUGAUGGCCGUGACAGCAAUGAGAUCGGUAAAAAAGCAUUAGGCAUAGAAAAACAAUAACUUUGCUUGUUCAUCACACUUUUUUGCACAUUUUUCAGCCAUCGUUGCACGACUGUAAUGUGAAACUUCCCAAUUUUACGCACCUGUGUAUGUUUUCUCUUUUUUUUCUAAACUUAGAUACAGUCCUUUCAAUUUCAAACUGAAUAAGAGCGACGAAGGUUGAAACAGUGCAAACUCACUUUUAAGUGACGUUUUCAGUUUGUUGUCAUCGAGAAGUUUCGCUACCAUGACAAGAUGAUUUAACAUCCUCUCUCUAUUAAUGACAAUGGACAACUGCAAUGGCCUCUUUUUUGGAAUGCAAAUGUACUUGGAAAAAAAACCCUUGACUGUUUUUGUGAAGGACACCUCAGUUAUGCAUUCUAUGCCUUCAUAUGGGUAAAAACACUUAUUGUUCUUCACUGUCUUGUUUUAAUUGCCUGUCUAAUUAUUGAUGUGCUGUUCUUAAUAGUCGCUGUUUCAUCUUCCUGUUUUCCGUCGACUUGUUCUGAAUUAUGUUCCACCCAUUGAUCCCCCGGACAAACAAGAGGUGAGUUUUAUUGCUGUGAUUUAUUUAAACUAGCAAAGUGUCCUUUAUCACAAAGCUGACAAAGCUGAUGCAAUAAUAUAAUGUUGUAUGAUGACUCUUAUGGAUCAAACGUCUUGUACCUGGUCUUGAUCUCAAUGUGUGAUUUGCUUCUUGGGUGUGCUACUUUGUAAUAGACAUUCUCCUUCCUCUAAUGGCCAUCUGAAGCAAUGCUCUGAGAAGAAUUAGAAAAUAAUUAGUUUUAUGCACAAGGAAAGUUUUUCAAGUCACCCAUAAGCAAAGGGCUUUUGUGGACUUAAGAAUGUAAGACCACAUGUACUAGUAUUUUACUAAGAUCACCGAGAUCACUAGAUUAUACUGAUUAAUAUUUAAUUUAUUUAAGAAAAUAUCAAUCGAAGACUCUGAUUUUAUUUUCAGCAUCUUGAUUUAGAUUAUUGUGUUUGUGUUUGAUUUUGCCUUUUCUUUCCCAUUGCCUUAUGUCAGAGAACAGUCCCUGUGUGUCUGUUGUGUUGUGAUUGAUUUUGCUUUUCUUUCACAAUGCUUUGUGUUUUAGGACAGUUAUCGUGUAUCCUUCAUGACUGAGCUGCGGGUUAUAUUUGCGUUGAUGCUCGGAAGUAAAAGAAAAUAUGUUGAUCCUACUAAGGCAGUGCAGGUAUAUUGUGUUUAGUGAUGUUUAUAAACCUUCUCAGGGUGCAAAGAAAGUCAGUUUUAUGGCUUGCCAUUCAGGUAAGCUUUGGCUAGCAUUUACUAGCCCAAAAUUCAUUUCAACUAGCCCCAAAAACUUUUUGAUAAACAGGAUUGAUUUCACAGUUCUUCUGCAAUUUGAACUCCUCAAAAAACUUCACUUGCCCAUGGGGCAAGUUAAGAACAGAAUUCACUAGCCCAAUAGCAAAAUCCACUUGUCCAGGUCUAUCAGACACUACUUUCUUUGCUCACUGUUUUUUAAGACUCACGUACAAUCUUAUCUCUCUUAAUGGACACCUCCCUUAAAAAGGAUACCUAGAUAUUAAUGUUGGUCCCAACUUUUACGUAAAAAUGGUGUCUUAGAACUCGGCUGUGCUCUUAUAUAGGAGAUGGGCUUGGCCCCUGGUUACCUAGUUUUGCUUGAAGGUGAACAAAAUCUUAAAGCUGAGCACCCUGAGUUUCAAAGGUAUAGAGCUUUUGAGCUCCUGGUAAUUUUUGUAAGCACAGUCUUGUAGAGAAUGGGGAGCAGCUGACUGUAUAGUAAAAGAGUAGGGUGGGUUAUGGACAUCUGUAUAGUAGGAUGACACGGUGAAGAUGAAGAUGAUAAUGAAGUUUGUUGCUCAUGAGAACAGCAAGUGUCUAUCAUUAUUAAAGUAUAAAAGACUGUGUUGUUGAUUAACAAUUAAUGAAUGAGACUGAGUAUCUUAUAAAGAAUUAUGGACAUCUCGGAGGGUGUUAUCCGUCGAGGCUGCAGGCUGAGGCAGAUAACACCCUCCGAGAUCUCCAUAAUUCUUCAUAUGAUACGAAAGCCGAAUUCAAUAAUUGUUUUAUUAUUCAUUCAAAAGAAUAAUAUUCCUAGUUUAAAAACAUAACUAAAACAUGCUUACCUCUAUUGAUGUUAAGUUCAUCUUUGGUAGUGCACGUUUAGGGUUGUUCAGCUCCGCAAAUAUUCUCCAAAUUGCAGAUGUCACCCUUCGAGUUGUCUUCUUGCUGUUCUUGCCAUGUUUAUAGCUAUUAUUUCUCCUAGUUCUUACUCUUGAAAUGAGUGAAAUGUCUACCUUUUUUGUUUUCACAACCAAAACAACUCAACCUCAUCCCCAGGUCUUCUUGGUUAACAGUGCAUUAACCUGCGAGAAGGCUGCAGUUUUGACGUCAUCAGUUCAUUAAACGCAAAAUUCUUCCAAAUUUGGUCUUUUGUUUUCACCAGUUUUUCCCUCUUAUGUCCACCAGGCAAAAGUCAAGUACAGUUGAUUGACUGACUGACUUUUAUUUGGUGACAAAUUUCCCAUCUCGUGUAGCAGUGAUGAUUGAUAUUAAUAUUUCUCUUGACGUAAUUAUCUGCAUAAAAGUCAAGUAAGCAUGUACCCAAGGCCCCCAGGUAAAAUGGAUGACUGUUGACUUCACUUGUUUCUCAGAGGAGAUUUCCUAAUCAAUGCACUAAAUGGAUCAUUCCAUCUUUAAUGCAGUGUUCUAUCAUCUAACAUUACUGUAGUCUAUAGCCCUCAAUUACCACAUUAGGUAUAAGAAUAAUUCUUAUUAAUUUCCUGUAGGAUGGUAUAGUACUAAUAUAUUCUUGGCUUUUAGAUAUUAAAGGAAGCACUGAAAUACAAUGGCAGUGAAAGCAACCCUGGCAAUCAACAGGUAUCUUGAGCUCUACUGAUCAGAACCUAUUGUGGCUAAUUAUUUCAAGUAACUUCCUCUAUCUAUUAGACCAACUUCCCAUUUUAGCUUUAUAUUUUCAAUAAGCCUCUCUCUGUCAGGUCUUCUCCCCUCAAAAAACUACGGAGGACACAGCAGCUUAGGUUGGGCCAGAAUAACUAUUAAUAACCAAAGGUUAGGCAUCUGGUCAAUGGUCAAAAUGCUCUUGCCUCAACGCUGACGCUCUGCAUAACUUUCAUGUGAUAGAAGGUCAAAACACGUGAUCAGGUUACAAUUUUUUCAAGGUACAAACUCACUGAUAAAUUUGGCCAGAACCAGAUCUCUUGCAGUAACGCUUCUGUUUACUUUCCACUAGGAUGUGAGUGAGUUCACCCACAAGUUACUUGAAUGGCUUGAAGACUCAUUCAAAGAAAAGAAGACUAGCAGCUCUCCAGGAAAAAGGUCUGUUGUUGUUUUAAUCCAGUUGGUAAUUUACUAUGUCAUAUGUAUAGAGCACAAGAUUUCCAUAAAACAUCAGGGCUGCAAAUAAUUUUUUGGAUGUUGUUGGAAGGAUGUAUUACUGGCUAAUUCAGCAUUUUGGUAAGACAAAACAAAAAUCUAAUCUGAGUCAAUCAAGGGCACGUUACACUGCAUACACAAAAAUUGUUUGUUUCCUAAUUUCAAACCCAGGGGGGCUUGGUACAUGUCCAUUUAUUAUGGGAUGAACAACGUAAGACCCACAUGUUCAGAAAGAGCAUAAAUCUCAAGUUUGAUGUUUAUCGGGCCUAUCUGGCAAUCCAUAUAUCUCUUAAUAAAUUUUCAAGUUUUUAAAUAGCUGUAUCUUGCUCAAUAUUGGACCAAACUUGAGAUCUUCCCUUAACUUAAUGUGCUCUUUCUGAAUAUGAGGGUCUUGUGUUGUGCAUCCCAUAAUCGUACCCAGCCCUCGUAAACGUCGUAAUCAAUAGAAUUCAAGGUUAGCAGUCGCAUUUGAGCUUCUGUGGCUCUUGUCCAAGUUUCUAAAAUCUACCUUCUUUGUCUAUUUUAUUUUGGUAUAGGCUUAAUCCAGUGGUGGAACUAUUUUUUGGCCAAGCCAAUGUGGAAGGUGUUUAUGAAGGUUGGUUGCUCUUGAAUGAGAGUAUUAUGCUUAUCAAGGCAGAGUGCUCUUUUGGUUAGUGCAUUGAACUUAAGGCCAUUGUUGUUUUCUUUAAGAAAACACUUUUCCCACCCUGUCUCUCCCCUCCCCAGAUGUGAAAGUGGGUACUAUUAGAACAAUAAAAUCAACUUUGGUGGGUAGGGGUGGGGGGGAGGGGCGAUGGGUUAAGAAGGUACGUUCUUGAAGGCGUCUCAUGCAGCAAAAACCAUUUUGAACUCUGGUCAUAUGGGUACCCUGUGGCUACAGCAUGCCAUAGGUCACCAAAACUUAAGAUUUUAAUGUGUCAUGCAGAUAUUUAUUUGUGGUGGUUGCCGAAUGAAAUAUUCAAUAUCACUUCCAAAAACAUUUUUAUUAAAAGGGCUUAAGGUUUCAGGCAAAGCGUCCUUUCAUAACCAUAUCUCUCCUAGACUAAGAUUGGUGAGAUGAUUUUUGAACUUCAAACUUUUGAGUCGUUAGACGAAGUCCCGUGAUGUUGACAAUUCAACUGAACUCUCUUAUCACUGAAUUUUUUUAUAGGAGUUUGCAAAUUGAAAUUAGUAGUGGCAUUUAAUGUAAAUUUUAACUUUGACCAUUAUUAGGAGUGAAUGUGUCAACUCAUUAUGAAUAAAUAUUGAAGCAGUGUAGGCUAGACAGGAACUUUGUUCAUGGGCAGUUUGAACUUCUUUUCACCAGUGUUUCCUUCUUAUGUCCACCAGGAAAAACUUUUAGCAAAAAGGAAACGUUUGGAGCAUUUCCUCUGCAAGUGCAAGGCUACAGUGACUUGCAUGACAGUUUAGAGGGAGCCAUGGCUCAGGUGGAGAUUGAACCGGUUGGUUCUGAAGGAACACAUAAAUCUGGACAAGAGGUACAGCGUCUUGAUCAAACGUAGCUUGAGAAAACAGCCGACUUUUCUCGACGCCGGCAUUGAUUUCCGCGCAAAAUUACGUCUGAGGAACGACUGCAAAAAUUCCGUGCUGAUGUCGUCUUACUACCCGGAUCUGAAGCUCGUUUCUAGAAAGUCCCGGUAACUUUCAGGGGCACCCAACGAGGCAUUGUUAAACGUAUUUUCGUAUUUAAACGGUAGAUAUACUCAUAUUUUCAUCCCCUCAAAAGUUUUCAUCUGUUCGGAUUUCCUAGCUGAAAGUCUAGUGAUCCGAAAAUUAUAUGGAUCAAAACUUACUUUUUCGAAAAUUUCAGCCACAAAAAAGGCUCCCGAAAAUUCUAGGUGACCUUUUUAGGGUAAAAAUCUGUUAAAAAUGGGCAAUUAUACCAUUUUUUAGAAGUUCGAAAAAAGAGGCAGGCAAGCAGGAAAUUUUACAACAAAUGUUCCGAAAAUUCUAGAUCUCAAAUCGUCUUCCGAACAGAUAUUUUCCGAAAAUUGACGUUGGGUGCCCCUGAACUUUUCGGGCCCGGAAAGCUGUUUGAUGUUUGCCGUGUUUGCAUUCAAGAUCAAAGUUUCAAAAACUUUGAAAAUGAUACAAUGAAACUAUCAGUUAACGAAGCAGGAUUGACCGGUUGAUGGGUUAGGAACCGUGCUACUAUUCAACAGAUUUUGAUUUCAACAUUUGCCUUUGGACCCGAAAAGUCACAUGCCCUUUCGAGAAACGGGCCCCUGGAACGUGCUUCUGAUUGGAUGAAGCAAAUUUUCAACCAGUAAAAACUACCCAGAUCUGGAUAGUGCUUCCGAUUGGAUGAAGCAAAUUCUCAACCAACAGAAGCGCUAUCUAGAUCUGAGUAGUGACGCGUCAUCAGUAUGGAGUUUCUGCGCUCGUUUCUCAGACGUCUUCUCGCGGGGAAACCAGUGGUGGCGUCGUGAGAUGUCGGCUGUUUUCUCAGGCUAGGUUAGCCUUCCCGCAGACGUCCUUUGGGGUUCGUUCGUCACGCAUUCAUGAAUGCGUGACGAACAAACCCCAAAGGACGUCUGCGGGGAGGCUAAGGCUAGGUAAAACGGUUAGAUUUUGUCAAUUAACGUAGUAGCCUGCGCGCAGACGAAAUUAAACUCUGGUUAACUCCGUCUGCGAAACAGCGCCGAAAUCCUAGUUCUGGACUUCCAGCUGUGUACCCAGAUUUGAGUACGCGCCACGAUUGGCCAGUUAAAAAAGUGCUUUGUUUUGUUUGUCGUGAUCGCCAAUCAGGUUGAAGGGGAAUUCGAAACGCACUUCCGGUAAUUCGUUGAGUCCUUUGGGGGCCCAGAACAAGGAUCUCUGCGCUGCUUCGCAGACGGUACUAAUCAGAGUUUAGUUAUCGUCUGCACGCAGGCUAUUAACGUAGAGGGUAAACCACGUUACAUGUCCACCGCGGACGGUUUUGUUUUAUUUAGUAGGAUCUCGACAUGAUAAAAGAAAUACCUCUCGAGGCUAGCUGUGCAAGUUUUGAGCUUCUUUUGGUUGCCACGGCUUCUUGCCCGAGUUCAUCAUCAUCCUUUCACAGGUUUAUAACCAACCAAUUCAACGACCUUCUCCUAGUUGGCUUGUUAGCUUAAUUGGUAGAGCGCUGCACCGGUAAAGCAGAGGUCAGGGGUUCGAAUCCCGUACAAGCCUGAAUUUUUUUUUCAGGCUUUCUUUUCGCAACUGCACAAGUUGCGUAUAUAACUGCGAUGAUCUUCCUUCAAAAAAUUAGAUUGAGCAUCUUGACAAAUAGCGCCGAGAGUAACACCAUUUUCAGCUUUUAACACUUACAACAUUUACAGGAGGCUUUCCAGAGGUUGAAGAAAUGAAAAGGUUAUAUUAAUCUUUAAAGAGUGAUAAAACAACCUUAGCUUCAAACUACUUUGCCCAGAUUUUGAAAUCGUUUGAAGGCGUUGAGCGUUACGUGUCCUCACAGUUUACCUUUGUAAGUUAAGUUGUGAAUAUUCUUUCACUCCAGCACUGGUUCACUGGCCUUCCCGUAGUACUCAAGUUCAUGCUGUCCAGAUUCUUGUUUAACCAAUCAACUGGCCGAGCAGAGAAGAUUCACGAUAGGUUGCUGUUUGACGGCGUGAUCUAUAUGGAUCGGUAAGAUAUGAAUUAUUAGAGGAUAUGUGAUUGGCUCACAAAUCUCCUUCCACAUUUUCAACCAAUCAGAAGUUGAAACAAACCCGCGCAGUCGUGCCCUGUGCGUACGCUUUUUCCGCGCUUGGCGCCGGCUGGCGAGUUCUGAUUUGUUGAUUGGAUAUCACGCGUUUUACUCUUGGUCAGAGUAAAAGACCUUCCGAAAAAUACCAUAUACUCUUCAUUCUUCAAUGUGCAAGCUUAGCCUCACCUGGGUGCAAUAAUUCCGGAGACCUAAAUUGAUCCAAUAAUUCUUAAGUCCUUUUCUAGAGUGCGCGAUAUGAAUUCAGGGUAACCAAUUUUGGCUCUUACUCGACUUUAUCAGUUAUUUGAGGAACCUUCCAGCUUUGAUGUAAUUUGAAAAAAAAUGUAAAGUUUUCUGUUUUCAAAAACACCAUUCUCGGAGACCCAGGGGCAGAUAGUGGGGGCGAUGGAAAGUCUAAACGGGCGGAAAAAUAUGGCACGAAGAAAAGUAAAGAACGGCGAGAAGAGCCCGUGGGGACAAUGUCUUACCAGACCAGUUCCAAACGGUCGCCGCCGUUCUGACUUCUGAUUGUGUGUUUUUCUGGCACCAAUCAGAAGUCAGAACGGCGGCGACCGUUUGGAACUGGUCUGGUAAGACAUUGUCCCCAGGGGCUCUUCUCGCCGUUCUUUACUUUUCUUCGUACCAUAUUUUUCCGCCCGUUUAGACUUUCCUUCGCCCCCACUAUCUGCCCCUGGGUCUCCGAGGAUGCAAAAACACAGGACUUGACCCAAAUUUAAGCAAAGUUUGCCGUUCUGUUCUCGUAUGCAAAUGUCGUUUACCCGUGCCGAGACUACCUCCCGGAGGUAGUCUCGGCAUCCCUAAAAUUUUGAGCACUGGUGCCACAUUACAUUUGGGACCGAUACGUUUACACGUCAGUGCCGUGCCUGAAAAUCGUCAGCACGUUUAGCGCAAGUGAAUGAGGUUUAAAAUUGUUCAAAACUUCGUGCGUAGCGCUUAUCUUACAGAUUCUCCUGGCCAUUAAACAGUAUUAUGGUAUUCUUUUUGAAAGCUCUAUUUGAUUGGUUUUACGACACCGGAUCUAAAACCGUUGCAAUCCAAAAGGGUAGUGUUUAAAUUUUUGUUCUAGGUACAUGGAGGGAAACAAAGAAGUCACAAGAGCCUAUAGAGAAGAAGUGAAGAAACUCAAAGAAAGAAGAGCUAUGCUUAAAAGUAGCCUCGAAAAGUAAGUGCAUGAAAAAAAGAAUCCAUGUUACAGUUAAUGUUGUAUACUGCGCAACAUCAGUACACACGGGUCAGGGUUUCCUGCCCAUGCAAUCGUUUAAAAGUGGGCGACGAUUGCGUGAUGCUCAUUUUAAGCUUCGCAGUGGGUUUCCGCUCAAAAAUUCGUGAGUGAUGGCGUGCAGCAUAGCUUUAAUACAUGUUAAUGACUUUAAUAGAUGAUGGCUUUUAUUAGCCUGUGUACAGACGUCCCCCCUCCCUCGGAAAAAAGUCGGGAGAAGAGUCUGAGGGAGGGGGCCGUCUGUACACAGGCUAGGCUUUUGUCAACCAAUGAAUUGCUUCCCGCAGAUACCUCAAGUACGGACAAGGCUCCAAACGCUGUCCUAUCCAAGACGUUCUAGAGAGUACCCUCACCUUUGUACAUAGCACAGCCCCGGCCAGUGAUGAGCUUAGCUCUGAUGUGGAUAUGAAAACUCCCAUGUCUGGCUCACCCACCCCGAUGAACACCAAUCAAGCUACCCCCUCGCCUUGCCCCUUGUCGGAGGUCCGGUGGAGCCCUGCUCCGCGUCACGUGACAGAAGCAGAAGUAGCCGUGUUAGAAGAGUGCUUACGGAGAUGGCGGCGAGAAAUGGAGCAAGAUGUUAAAGGUAGCUAAUAGAAGGCUAGCGUUCUAAUUUUUUUAGUGAAAUGUGAUUAAUGUGUAGUCUUUAAUCAAAAAAUGUUUUACAAGGGGGUCUUUUGCACACCACAAGUAGAUAGAAGUACACAUAUGAUAAGGCGUGCAUUUCUUAAAACUCCCAAUGACAUUUUACCCAAACACUAUCUUAAGUGAAUCCUGAGAGGCCCCAUUAUUUGUGACAAAAAUUAAGUUUUAAUUGUCUUUUGCAUGGGAGUAAACCGGUUAGCACACAACGAGAUAAACUGGCCAAGUUGUGACUACACAAUAAGAACUGCGCUUUAAAUAGCUUAUGAACUCAUGAUAUUUUCUUGAACUGUAAGAAACCAAGGUCUUCAAUUAGACCGUGAAAGUCAAAGUGAAAGCAGGCACCCUGACUGACCUUAAAAAUAUGCAGACAAACAAACCUCUUUAAUGCGUGUCCGCUUGAGACAGGUGUGCAUAGAGGUGGGGGUCGUAAUAAGUGUGUUAUCUUUGGGAUAAAGAAAAGCAUGCGUGAUAGAGAGGUGAACGUAUUAUAGAGGUGACUUUAAGGAGAGGUUUGACUUCACAAGUCUGCAUUUAUUUUGUGGACUUGUCAACGUGGCGCCGUUAUUAGGAACUCUGGAAGUGAUGUUAUUGUUGCGACUAAGGCCGCUACUCAUCGCUCCCCGUCGUUGGGACAUUUCGCGAGAGAGACUACCGUCUCUCUCUCGAAUUGUCUCCAGGUUAUAUAACAUGUGGUAUUCCACAGGGAUCUAUUUUAGGCCCUCUCUUAUUCACUAUUUAUAUUAAUGAUCUCCCUUCAUGUAAUUUGUUUUCAAAACCCAGAAUGUAUGCAUAUGAUACUACCCUUACCACAUCUGCAGAAGACCCAUGUGUCCUUGAACAUAAAAUGAAUUAUGAUAUGAAUUUAAUUCAGUCAUGGCUGUCAGCAAACAAAUUAACUUUAAAUGUUAAGAAGACUAAAUACAUGCUUAUAGGGAGCCAAUUUAAGUUAUCCCAAAUAAAUAGUGACUUCACAGUCAAAGUUAAUAAUACACCCUUAGAAAGAGUAAUUAAAUAUAAAUCCCUUGGAGUUCAAAUUGAUGAAUCUUUGAACUGGCGCCCACACAUUCAUACCAUUUGAAAGAAAAUAUCCGCUGGUAUUGCUAUCUUAAGGCGUGUAAGUCAUUUUAUACCAUUUGAUACUAGAGUGAAUAUGUACAAUGCACUGGUAAUGCCAUAUUUUAAUUACUGUGGUGCCGUAUGGGGUAAUGUCAAUAAGGGACUGGCAGACAAACUUCAAAAGCUGCAGAAUAGGGCUGCUAGAAUUCUCACCUUUUCUAACUAUGACGUUCGCUCAAGUGUUUUGUUGGAUGAGCUUGGCUGGGAAAGGCUAGAAUAUGUAAGACUUAAGCAGUUGGCUGUGACAAUGUAUAAAAUCUAUAAUAAUCUUUCCCCGUCGUAUCUGAGGCGGAUCUUUACCAGCACCUCAAAUGUACAUUCACACAAUCUUAGAAAUUCUGAGUUAAAUUAUUAUGUCCUCAGACCCAGAACUGAGUCUGCAAAAGGGAGCCUACACUACAGAGGAUCUGUUCUGUUGAACAAGAUUCCCUCAGAGAUUAGAAAACUGCCUAGUUUAAAUGUUUUUAAAACUUCAAUUCAUGGGAAAGAUUUUUCUAAUACACCAUGACCCAUUGUAACUCUUAUUAUUCAUAAUGUAAGUUUUUGUAUUUUUAACAUUGUAGUCAAUAGUUCCUUAGAGUAUUUUAGUCUAGUUUUAAACACGAUUCCUAGGAAGACCAUGUAAAAUGAUACGAUUUCGUGUAUAAAUAAAGAUUGAUGAUGAUGUUCAAGGUUCGGCUCCGAAACAUUCCGCCGCGCGCGAGACGCGAUAAAAAAAUCUCUGAUACACACGGUAUAGGAUGGUGGGCUAAUCCGAAACAUGACACCGACGAUAAUCACUCAAGUAAUUUGUUUUUCUUUUUUCCUUCAAAGAUCUUAACGCUCAUCUUCGAGAUACAGAAGAAAAAAUUUCCACAAUUUAUAACGAUGAUAGUCUUAAAAAGGUGAGUUCGUGUAGUAGCUGGUGUCUCAAAUGAUAAACUGUGUACAAAUGUGUACCCUAGGCUCAUUUUGAAUCUCAGAGUGCUGCUAGCACAACCUAGCAUCAUGAACCGUGAGAGAACUUUGGGUCUUAGACAGCUGGCUGCUAAUGUCUAGAGCUGUAGACACCGGAGGACAAUCAAACGUCCCGAUGCUUAGUAUAUAAGACUCGUUGAAGAGUAAAAAAAUUUUAACUCAUGGAUACGCGAAGAAUAGUAGCCAAUUUUUGUAGGCACUCACUCAUUUUUCUUGGCGAAGUUCGCUGCGAUCAAAGAUCGCUUUGAGUGUGCAUCGUGCGCACAGUGUGCAUUGUGUUGAAUUUUAAGCUUUUCCAAGACAAUGAGGGAUACACUAUAUCUACGAGUUCGCCAUAGUCGUACUUUGACUCAUCCAAAUGUUUUGUUUCUGUCCAGUUACCGUAUCGCCUUCACGCCGUUCUUGUGCAUGAAGGUCAAGCGUCCGGUGGCCAUUACUGGGCCUACAUUCAAGACCCCAAACAGCAGCGAUGGUGCAAAUUCAACGACAUCACUGUUAGCGAGGUCACGUGGGACGAAGUUUCCCGUGAGUCGUUGGGAGGUUAUCGUCACGUGAGCGCCUAUUGUCUCAUGUACAUUGACGCUCGGCGCGAAGGCUGUAUCGGCGCCGGCAGUGCAAUUCAGGAGCUGCCAGCGGAUUUACAGGAGCUUGUUGAUAAGGACAAUGCUGUGUUUGAAAGUGAGUUGAGAGACUGGGACGAAAAGCAGCUGAAUAAGGUGACAGGUAAUUAAAGUUGUCAUUUGAUUUUAUUCCUAUGAUAGUUUCGUCUUCCAGUAAGCUUUCAAUUAACUUUAAUGCUUGAUCAAACAGCGCUAAUGCUUGUUUAAAUAACAGUCUAUAGCACCAACAAAUUGGCCACAGCACGACCUACUUAUUACGGACAUACUUUUUACCUCCCACGCUGGAGACGAGAUCGCUAUUUCCUUGUGUUGUGGACCUUUGAGCUCCGCCUGGCCUUUUGUAGGGCAAAGGCAGAACCUCCCUCCUUCCUUCCGUCCUUCCUUCCUUCCUACCUUCCUUCCUUCCUCCCUCCUUCCUUCCUUAAAACACUGAAAAUUGGUCCCGAAUCUUAGACCGAAGCUCCACCAUCUGGGUUGACUCUUGCGAAGUUAAACCUGCAUUUAGCCAAGCGGACACAAACGGAACGCAUCACAUCAACAACAACAACCAGCCUGGUCCCCGGGGGGGGGGGGGGAACCCUUGGGACGAGGUUAAACAGCAACAACUAUAAUAAUUAGCUCGUGAUGAGAAGUAUAUAUGAAAUAAUUCAUUUUUGAACUGCGGUUGUAGAUGAAAGUGAAGAAUGAUCAUCGCAGUAAAUUUUCCAAUUUAAGCAAUUGGAAAGAAGAAGCCUGAAAAAAAAAAAUUCAAAAAAAAAAAUUCAGGGCUUCAACGGGAUUCGAACCCGUGACCUCCGCGUUGCCGGUGCGUUGCUCUACCAACUGAGCUAUGUAGCCACACAUUGGGAGCGAGGUCAAUUUAUUGAGUUCAUAUCUCCCGUGAGGAGUGAAAUGAUGUGAAGUAUAUAUGAAAUAAUUCAUUUUUUUUCAGCCUUUUUCUUUCCAAUUGCUUAAAUUGGAAAAUUUACUGCGAUGAUCAUUCUUCACUUUCAAUAAUUAGCUCAGUAACUGAUUUUGAAAAACUGAAUACCUUUUUUCAAAUUUCCUUGUUAUAAUCAGUUUUACCGUUCUUCAUUAGCACAUACGUGUCUUUUUUGUCGUCUUUGUUAUGUCGGUUAAACCUUUUGUCAGUGUUUCAAGUGAUUUUUUUUUCGUUUCGUUUACUUUGGUGGCCAGAGCCUAGUGCCUGAAUUGGGCUAAAUUUCUCCGCAAAGUCCCUUUAAUGCAAGCUGUUCGCUUGUAAUUUAUCGUAGUUCACUGACUAAUACACUUUACCACGCAGAAUCUCAAUGUAAAGCCAUUGUCCCCAGGCCAGACAUUAUCGUCGAUGCCGAGUCUGUACAAACGUCUGAAAAUGACGAAGAAUCCGCUCUUAACUCCUUGGCCGAGGCUGCGAGGAGCCUGGGAGUCGAGGAAGCGCUGACACAGUGGUGCAUUCAACAGCGGACCAGACUGGAGAGACUCUCGCGGGAGUACACACCCGAGCACCCUGGAGAUGUGCGCCUGGAGCAUUUCGGUAUCUAUCUGAUGAAGUGCAAAGCUCCUGAACAGAUGAUCAGCGUGGCCAUACUCGAGCAGAUUGUAGACGAUAUCAGGACACAAGAAGAAACGUGAGUACCCGAAGAGGGACGGAACAAAAUGGGAAGGAACGGGACGGGAUAGAAUGACAUGAGCGGCAAGGCACGGGAUAGAAAGAAAACAGGGGCCUGUUUCUCGAAAGUCCCGAUUAAUGAACUAGCCCAUAAAGCUGUUGUUGUUUUCAUUCUUCAAGAUCGAGGUUUCAAACGUUUUGAAGAUAAUAUAGUCAGUUAGCAAGACAAAAAGGGCUGGUUUAGAUUUUGAUUUGAAUAUUUGAUUUCGGAACCGAAAAGGUUUUUGUUGUUGUUGUGGGGGGGGCGCAAAGGACCCCAGAACUACACGAAGCUGCCCAGAAAAGUGAAACGAUACUCUCAACUGACGAUUACAGGGUUAUCACUAAGAUUUCAUGUUGCUGGGUAAAUACAACAAGUAGAAGAGGAAUUAAACAGCUAGGGAUUUUUGUUGGUCCUAUUUUUCUUCUGUUUUUCAAUAAAAGUAGCCGGAGGAAAUCCCCGGCCCCCGGCUCUUAGUGACAGCCCUGCCGAUUACUUUAUCUCCACUGACUAAUAUCUCCCCACUCCCAUCCCCCGCGUUUUUAUUUCAGUCUCCUGAUGGUUAAGCAGAGUGGGCAGAAUCGAUUGAUUGGUGAGCAAGUAUCAUCUAAUCUUGAAUACCAGGUAAUAAUUCAGUUACUGACCAGAGUUUGGAAGUGUUAAAGCUUUUUGAAACGUGUCUACGGCUUGUCCUUAUUUGUUUAUUUGUUUUAAGAUCCUAGCUAGGAACUAAAUGGACCAAACCAGUCGUUACUUUCAAGUCGCGUACGUUUUGCUGUUUCUGGCACAUUGCCCAACUGUGCGUAGGUUCAUUAAACCAUUUGAAUACAAGUAAAUCGAGAAUUCUAAGGUUUUUCUAUAAACUUUGAGAGUGUCAAUAGCCAGUCGUUGCGUCACUUGGAAUUUAUUACUUAUAAUUUCAAAGGCAACGAGUCGUGUGUUGCUUUUUCGUGGGGUAAUAAUUCAUUAGAAUCUUUCCAAAGGUUUUAGAGCAUUUGACAGGCCAUCUGACCAAGGCAAAAAUGAAGAUCUGUACAAAUUAUAGUUAAGGCAGCAAGAACCUGGUCACGGCUUGGAAGGAUAGGAUGGGUGGGGGCUGGGAAAUGGCACAUCAUCUCUACCCCUCUCUCCCGCUCCCUUGUACCCCGUAAAUCCUCUAUUAAGCCCCCCUCUCUUUUCACCCCUCCCCCUCUUUUCAGGGGAAGGAAGUUAAUAAGCCCCCCCUCUCUUUUAAGCCCCCCCCCCCCCUCGCUCUUAUCAUUUUUCACUAAUAAAUGUGUGACUGUAUUAAAUAAUCACGACUGUAAAACUUCUAGUGGACUGAUCCGGGAUGGUUUAUUCACCAACUGGAAGAUCGGAUUUGAUUCUGAUCCUCGGCUGCAUGAUUUCCAAUUUCUUGUACUUGAGCUUGUCCACUUUAUAUUCUAGUUCUUUAUGGAGAACUAACACUGUUGUUUUUGCUAAAUUAAUUAAGCCCUCCCUCUCUAUUAAGCCCCCCCUCAAAGUGUUUGAAAUAAAUUAGCCUCGGGGAGCUUUAUACAGGAUUUACGGUAUUAUGGUAGGAUUAUCAGCUUGUUCUUCCCAAGGCGUAUGUAGGCUGUUUUUUUUUUUCGAUGGAAACACGUACAGUUGUAAACCCGCCUUGCCGGCUACCGAUUAACUAGGUUGCAAGGCUUGCAUUUUCAUUGUGUCUUUGCGAACAGUUUGUUGCAUGUUAUUGCGUCUGAACUCCUUGAAUUCUACUCCUUUAGAGCUGGAAAGAAAAAUACAGCCUGUUUAUAAAAGUCAACUCCUGUUUCCUCACGGGACUUGAAAAUUUACAGAACAACAAGUAAGUGAAUAGUUUUACAGUUGGCAAAAAUAGGGACCUUAAACAACGACGACGGGGACGUGAAAGAAAACGACAAAAAAAAAACAAUAGGUUUAGAUUAGCAAAUCAAUUUUGCACGUGCAUCACGCUUUUUUGUUAUUUCUUUGACGUCACUGCACGACUUCGACGUGAAAAUGACUAAUUUCACGAUUUGUCGAGGACGGGAACACAAGACAUCAACUUUCCUUUUCUUUUCCUGAAUGUUGAUGCAGUCCUUGAGAAUUUAACUCCGAAAAAAUUGCCAACAUUUGACGAAUUAAGCGAGAUGGAACAAGCGCGAUUAAGUUGAGGCAGCGCAAAUUCACUUUUUAAGUGACGUUUCCGCAGCCGUCGCCGUCGUUGUUGCUUAAGUUCCCUAGUAGAGACCUUUAGAUUCUAAGACGAGUACGACUACGAGUACGAGAUUUUCUCAAUACUUAGUAUUGCUUGCGCUUGAACCAGUGAACCAGCGUUAUUUUGGCGGGAAAACGUGGUAGCCGUCGUCACUCUUCUACGAGUUUUCGCGCGGGUGUCGUUGUGGCGAAAACAAGAUGUCAAAUGUUAGAAGUUUUAUCAUUUUGCUAUCGGGAGAGCGCAUAACGUCCUUCACUAACGAUAACGAUGCUAACUUUUCUAAUGAAAAAUGGUAAAAUGAAGCUUUCCGGGAAGUCUAUAUUUUGAGAAGACGCGAAAAGACUUUAAGUCAAAUCUCCUACUCGUGGUCGUCCUCGUCCUCGUCCUCAAAUCUAAAGGUCUCUAGUAACAACCUGAGAACAGAGCCUUCUCUUGUCUCCUUGAUCGAGGAGGAGAAAAGGAGGUUCUGCCUGAAUCACUUCAAGCCUUUGAAGUCACCGCAACCCCUACUUCAGGAUUAGUCAAUCUUCUUCUCUCUCGUCAAACUGGUUUUUCGAGUGGGAACAUCUGUUUAUUGAUAAUCCGAUGGUUACUGUACCAAGUGCAUGGCUGUUAGGCCUGGGUUCUAAACUGUAUCCAAGCAACGUGUAGCGCAUGCUCAACAAAUAUUUUAGUGAAAGUUGUGGAACUGUAAGCGAAAGAUCCUAAACGUCUGACGCGCGAGGCGACACCGCUCUCUGUACACCUAGCGCCAGUUUUUCCGAAGCUGGAUAGCGUUCUCCGUCAUUGGUACAACGGUCUCCUGGAACAGACUAGUGGCCGGUUAAGGUUUUUUCUUAGUCGAUGUCCAAUUUUAGGUUUUUGGUUUCACUAUCAACACAAUGUCGCAGGUUUUUUUAAAGGUUAUUUUGAUUGCGUUAAAAGUUCAUCUAGAAGAAGGACUCAUCACGAUUCUGGUAAAAAUCUAAUGUUUCAGAUAUCGCGAAGCAUUGCCAUAUUUGAUGCACGCAUGCAAACUCAAUACCAAGCUUCUGGACGCUUCUAGCAACGUCGGCCAAGCCAUGGACGAGCAACUGCUGACCCACUGGCGGCGCAUAUGUUUUUUGCGUCUGAAUGAUGUAGCGGUACAAAUGUUCAACAGUAGUGACUGGAAAUCAGUGUGCAGGGGACUGGAACUAGUCAGUGAACUUGUGAUACCUUGUAUACCAAAGCUCAUUGUCUCGGCCCAGACUGCUGACGGUCUGGCAGUGGAGCAGGUCAGAAAUUGCUGGUGUAACUUCCUCGCUUCUCCUCUUGACGGUAAGAAACCUGAAAUUGUAAACAUCUUAAUAUUUCACUCCCCUCAGGGCUUUUCAGGGAUAAUUUACAACUCCGGUUGGGGGACUUUUGCCAGACUGCUUAUGGUGCAGUUACAAGUAAUGAGGAAUGAGUGUUGAUGACCACCUAUGUGAAUGUGAACUUGCGAGAGAACACCACACCGGGGACUACGUCCCCUACUCUUUACAAGCAGGAUUUAUUAUACGCGCAAGGGUUGUGAGGUUGUGAGGGGUUGUGAGGUUGUGAGGGGCCUACGGUUUAUCGUCCUUACCCGAGAAGACUAGAAAGUCUAACCGUUUGCGGAUGUCAUUAGAAGGCAGCUCUUUACUACUACUACUACUACUACUACUACCACUACCACUACCACUACCACUACCACUACCACUACCACUACCACUACCACUACCACUACCACUACCACUACCACUACCACUACCACUACCACUACCACUACCACUACCACUACCACUACUACUACUACUAACAACAACAAUGUUUAUACAGGGAGCUCACUUUACAAAGAGUUAUAUUCAGUGAGGCCAUGUAAAAAAAAAGGAAAAUACGUGAUCUUAGAUAAAUGAAUACGUAAUAGUAAUAAUAAGUAAAAAGUAAAGAACUAAAAACUUACCUAAUAUAAGCCACAGGUUAAAAAUGUUACAAAGUCAGAUAGACUCCCAUUUUUUUAGGGAAAAUCCCUGGGGACGAGGUUGAGCUUUUAAUGCACUGUUUAAAAAAUUGUUAAGCAAUUCUCUGCUUUCCGCUAUUUCUUUUCACGAGAGGAAGACGGAAAUCGUUCCUUCAUCUAGUGUGUGUCCUUAGAUGUUUAAAGACCCUGAGCGUUGGUGCGGCCGAUGUUUGAAUCAGCGUCCUUCCGCUCUGCUCUUCAGACUGGCGCUUAUGUCGGUCAACUGAGAAGGAUUUUAGUCAGACCUUAGUAAAACGGACACCAAGGGAGAAAAGCCAGUGUCCGCCGGCAUUACAGAGGUGUACUCACCAGGAUGUUGGACCCCCGGUUGGGCACUAGCCUGCGAGCAAGCUCUCCUAUUUGGGCGAGCGAAGCGAGCCGCACGAGAACGCGCGAGCGAGCGGCGAUAUCCCCCAAAUGGAGAGCUUGCUCGCAGGCUAGUUGGGCACUAAGGAAAGUCGGGGUGGAGGAGUGCCGCCGAGGCCUGCCAACCCCUACCCCGUUUAAGACAAAGAUUCCUCAUUUCGCUACUCUGUUUAAGACAUAAGACACUACUUUCCGACCCUGAUUUCCUUUGUUUUGCAUACAGAAUUACGUAUUUAUUUUUCACACUAAAAUCGUGGAAAUAGAUAGUUAGGAAAAAAAAUUAUCGGUAUUGCAAAUGUAGACCGCUCAUCGCAAGUGUUCACUCUCUUUGAAAGGCUUCCAGUCCAAAACGACACCUUGAAAACCAUACCCUGUUCAGCGGCACAUACCCGCAUAGGCCAAAUAAGGGAGAGGGAAACGGUAAGGUCGGGGAGGGGGGUUGGGCGCAAUUACUUCACCCCUCUUUAUUCCCUUCUCCCUCCCCCUUACACACCCACUGUAGUUACCCGGCGUCGAAAUCCAAGUUAGUAGGGAGCUUAAGCAAUAACGACGGCGAUUAAUUCAUCAAAUGUUGGCAAAUUUUUCUGGAGUUUUAUUUUAGGGGACUGUAUCGAAGUUCACGAAAAGGAAAGGAAAGUCGUUGUCUUGUGGUAACGUCCUCCAUAAAACGUGAAUUUAGGCAUUUUCACGUCGUAGUCGUGCAGUGACGGCAACGAAAUGUACACAAAAGCGUGAUGCACGUGCGAAGUUGUUGUUUUGCUAAUCUAUACCUAUUGCUUUUUUGCUGUUCUCGGUGACGUCGCCGUAGUCUUUGCCUAGUCUCCCUAGUGUCUACAUAACUUAAAGCGACAACCCAACGCUUUUGAGCGCAAAAAACAGGGAAAAUAGAAAAUAGAGAGACUGUUCUUGGUCUAAAAGCUCAGUUUAAUUAAGAGAUCUCAGCAGUCCUUAUAAGUCCUUGAAUUUCACCAUGAUCCUUGAAAAGUACUUGAUAUUUGCGUGUGGUUUCUAAGGGCCCCUAUAAUUUAUUAAGUACUUUGUUUGCGCGCACUGUAUAGCGUAUUUUCUGACAAACGUAGCGUGAACGAUGUUGUCCGUUCAGACGUACUUCGAAACUGUCAUGAAAGAAUGUUCUUAAUUGUUGUUGAGGAAGUCUUGUGGCGUCCAAAAACUAGAACUCCGUAAUAGUUACUUGCAUCUGACUUCUCCUAACGAUAUCAUUACUCAUUCAAACAGAACGGUUAUGAGAAUAUUAUAGAAACGAUCACAGGAGCAUCAUAAAGAAAAUGCGUGAAGGAGAGUGUGGAGAAUUUAUGUGUUGGUUAAAGCGCCUAAAGGAUUAAAAACUCGUAAUUUUGGGUUGUCUAAAGUUGUACCAGAAAUGGGUAAAAGUGACAGCAACAUUUGGGAUGAUUUAAUUCAAUUUGCGAUAGUUUCCUCUGAUUAUUUGACCCAUUCGCAGCGAAAGGAGAAAAGGUUUCAACUUUCGCUACUUCUCUAUCUCACAAUGCCCUUGAAUUCCACCAUGUAUGGAUCAUCCUCAAAAAGUACUUCUAUUUCUAAAUAACCUUAAAGUUUGCAAGUGCUUUGUUUUUGCUCUGAUAUCGUUGUUUGUAAUCAAAAUAUUUAUACUCGGUGCGUUGUUAUCCUGUUUCCGUUUACUGUAAUCCAAUUUUCACCGAUUCUUAGGCUGUGUCUAUGUCUAGGCUAUACCAGAUAGCCUUGAGGCUUGCACGAAAGCCGUAUCGUAUAGGGCUUUCGUACACAUGAACCGUCAGAGCGAUGAUUUCAGAGCAGUUUCUGUAACUGAGCGAUGCUGCUUCGCACCAGUCAUGAGAGUGGAUCGUCUAAUAUCGGAGAGGUUUGCUUUCUGGUGCCAGUCGUCGUGGUAAUGUCAACAGGUGUUCUUACCAGGUCGGAGAAUUUUUCAUUUCGACGUGAUAAGCUAUCCGGUAUGGCGUAAACAUAGCCUCGGGCAUUGCUGUUAAAGUUAGAAAUGAUUAGAAAAUUCGCACGGUGUGUUGUAUUUCUCUUUUUUAGUUUGCAUUACCGGCAAUAGAACGUCGCGGUUAACUCCCACUAACUAGCGCUAAUUUUACUCUCUCUUUGGGUCACUUUUUAAGUAAGUUUUAACCCACUUGAACUCCCGCUAAGUUGAACUGUUUUUCAGUUUUGUUUACCUUGAAAGAUCGAUUUAGCAGAGUUGUACUGCGUGACUACUAGUAUUGGUCAAAGACAACAUUAAAUUAAAAUUCCAUAUUUAUUUCGAUAAAAGUGAAAGACAUAAAGUGUAUUGCAGUUUUCUUUUGCACGGUUCACGUAAAGAGGCGACCCAAGACGAAAUACGAUGAAAAUUCUGAAAUCGAUUUUGAAUAAAGUGACACACAAUCAUUGCCACCGAAAAGCGCUGCCAAAGAGAUUUCAUUAAUACACUACAUUACAUCGCUUGGUAAUCGGUUCUGGCUCUCCCCAAUCGUCCUUUCCUUUCGGUCAAGAUCAGUAAGUCGACCACACGCUCGCCCGAAAAUAUCGCUCUCCUGCAUGCUGUUGGUCAGAUCUAAAGGUCGCGAUUUUCAGACGCAGUUUUAGUCGUAGUCUCCAUGUAAUCCAGUUUGCGCUGAGUUUAAGUGCAGUUUCCGAUUAUGUCUGCGCUGUAGUUAUAGGUGCGACGCCACGCUAUUUGCUAUCUUUUAGAUAACUCAAAAUGUGUCUUCGUAUCAAUUAAAUUCUAAAAAUAAAAGGCAUUGAAACUGUUUCCUGUCUUCUGUUGCCACGGAUGGCAAAGAUAGACAUGGAUUUGAAACUUGAAACAGUCGGGCCAACUUUUUCAAGUUUAAUGCCAUGACUGCAUGAAAUCACCCCCAGUGGUACAGUACCCAUCCAGACCUUCAGAUAAGGGGCUGCGGUCAUCCAGACCCUGAGGUAAAGGGGUUGGGGGGGAGGGGGGGAUGCGGCGGGCGGUCCCCAAAAAAUUUUUUUCGGCCUUUUGGGCCUCAGUCUGGUCUAAAAAUAAGCGGGGGAGAGGCCGAUCCCCCCAAGCCCCUCCCCUGGAUUCCUCACUGGUGUAAAGGCACUAACCAAUGAUUUCAGCACAGAAUUGACCCAAAACAGCAACAUCGGCCUCGUGACGUAGUCACUUUAAGUCCUACAACGAUAUAACUCGACGUAGCGUAAUUACUGAGUUUCCGGUUAGUUGUAGUGCAAUUUCCGAAUAUUGUCUGACAGAACGUGUAAGGCAGGGGAUGAUAAUAACUUGUGUGUUGUAAGCCAGUUUCCGUUAAUCGCCUUACACAACAGUUUGGUCCAAGGUUAACUUGCUGAAAUGCAGUUUCCGAUUGUUGUUCAACAUACGUUUUCAGCCAAAGAUUGACGCAUUGUAAUCCGGUUUUCCCAAAAGUAAUACUUUGACGUGAUUUUUUUUUUUUUUAAGGUAAAGACCAUGUUAUACAGAAACUCUAUGCCUUAACUCAUACACAGGAUAUAGGCGAAAAACUGAUUCCUAACAACGAUGCAUAUUUAAUCAAAUCAGAUUAAAAAAAAGAACAAGCAAGUGUAAGCUAUAGACUUGAUGACUGGCUUUUAACACAGGGUUCGAGUACGUCAUUUUUUUAUCCCGGAAAUAUAUUAAAAUAAACAUUUGGCGCUUUCUUUCUUUCUGUUAAAACAUGGUAUUUGACGUUGGUUUUUACACUUUAUAUCCUGGCUCUCCAAAGUAACGGGUUGCAUGAAAUAGUUUCAGUUCUGUUGCAUGGUCUGACUGACAAAACUAAACAAUUAUUUUGCGAUUUUAUCGAUGUAGAGGAUGGUAUCUUUUACUUCUUUGAAGUGACACUAAAAACCGUGGAAAUGUCUUGUGAUGUAAUCAGGUUUCCGGUAGUUGUCUGGUUCAGGGUUUCUAGACGCGUUGUUAAUGACUUGUGAGGACAGCUGAAUAUUUGCACCCUCUAUAAAGCGAUCAAUCGAUCACAACAUCAUAGUAACAUUAGGGCCAUUUAUGCGAGGGAAAAUAAGACGCGCCUUACAUAGGACGCGUCUUAAAUAAGACGCGAACUUUCCGUCUAAACGGCACAUUUCGUCUAAAAAAAGAAACGGCUUAGCUAAGACUUGUCUUAUUUUAGAAGAGCCUUACAUAAGACGCGAACGCAUAGUAGGCGUGCGUUAAUUUUUAGCGCGCCACGCUGGAUUGCCGUUGCUACAGGCAGCAUUCACAUGAAAACGAGUCAAGAACAGAAAUAAGACGCGAACCAUUUAUUCGAGCUCUUCUGGUCUUAGAUAAGACAUGCCCGUAUAAAUGUACAGUUCGCGUCUUAUUUUUCCUCGUAUAAAUGGCCCUAUUGUCUCGAGGUUUGCGUGGAGCCGAUUUGCAAUAGGCUCGAUUACUAGCCGCUGUUGGGGAAACUAGCCCGCGCUCCUUCCUUGAGGUGGACUGGACCAAGGCGGACCCGAGAGAGCGGCGAAAUUCUAGCCUAAUCUUGCAACUACUUAACACCCACUUUCAUCGUUGUAAGAUGUUCAAAUGCUUAGACGUUGUCCCAGUAUCCCGGCUCUUACUGCUGUUGUUCUCCAAAUGUUAAAACUGUUUGAACCACUUUCUCAACGGACCUGUUUUAUGGUGGCGUGUUUUGCUCCAUCAUCUACUUCUAUGAACAUGGAAUAGGGUUCUGAAUUUGUUUUUAUUAGGAUGAAUUUUGACGUUUCCAUUUUCAUUUCUUCUAGAUCGUCACCGCGCCAAGCUUGAGGAGUUUCUCCCCCAACUGCUUGACGUUCCAAGCGAAUCGUGUCCUGAAAUAAAACCGCCGCCCAUCAUGCGCCCGCUCAGCUCUCGUGAACUUUGUGAUCGUUUUGUACGAGCGAUGGAACUUGUCAACGCAAACCAGGCUGUUUUUAAGACGUAGCAGAGCUGCCCGGAACACUUGCCAAUACCUGUGAGGAACUCUUCGACACGUGGCCAUGGUGUGCCAAGCGUCUUCUCUAUGUUUUGCCCCCACGCACCUGUUCUUUGUCUCGUCACGUAACGCUGCCUUUGGGGAAGAGCGCUGCGUGACGAGAUAGGAGACUAUCUCCAUGUCGAAAUUCACCAUUUCCACAUUGACCAUAAUGCACCUUUUUUAUGCCCCGAAAUCUUGCAUAACCACUGUCCUCGAUUUCUCUUGGGGGAACUGUAAGGACAAUAAUGGUUACGCAAAAUUGUGGGGGGUGAACAAGAUGGUUUAUGAUCUAUGUGAAAAUGGUGAAUGUCGAAAUAUCGACGAAGCGUGGCGCAGGAAACAAGAG